UAAACCCACUUUUUUCCUUUGUCUUCCUCUCCCCUCCUUUGUCGGCGUGAAAAUGUCGUCGUCACUGAUAUCGGAUUUCCUCCAUCGAGCCGGCGGAACCGCCAUCAUCGACGGUGGUUUAGCGACUGAGCUUGAACGCCAUGGCGCCGACCUCAAUGAUCCCCUUUGGAGCGCCAAAUGCCUCAUUUCGAUCCCUCAGUCUCACCUCAUUCGUCAGGUGCACCUUGAUUACUUGGAAAAUGGUGCAGACAUUAUAACCACAGCUUCUUAUCAAGCCACCAUUCAAGGUUUUAAGGAAAAAGGAUUUUCUAAUGAAGAAAGUGAAAACAUGCUCAGAAGAAGUGUUGAAAUUGCUUGCGAGGCUCGCGAUUUGUAUUAUGAACGAUGUGCUGCGUGUUCUUCGGGUAAGAAUGCUGAUGAUAGAAUCCUCAAGCAACGUCCUAUCUUGAUUGCAGCGUCAGUUGGGAGUUAUGGAGCUUAUUUGGCUGAUGGAUCAGAGUACAGUGGGAAUUAUGGUGAUGCUAUCACGUUGAAAACUCUCAAAGAUUUUCAUCGGAGAAGAGUUCAAGUUUUGGCAGAUGCAAGUGCCGACCUGCUUGCAUUUGAAACAAUUCCAAAUAAGAUUGAAGCUCAGGCUUUUGCAGAACUUCUGGAAGAAGAGAACAUAAAGGUUCCAGCAUGGUUUUGUUUUAACUCUAAGGAUGGAAUUAAUGUUGUUAGUGGUGAUUCUAUAGUGGAAUGUGGCUCCAUUGCUGAAUCAUGUAACAAAGUCAUUGCUGUCGGAAUCAACUGUACCCCACCUAGAUUUAUACAUGGUCUUAUACUUUUGCUUAAGAAGGUGACUACAAAACCAAUUGCUAUAUAUCCAAACAGCGGGGAAACUUAUGACGGUGAACGAAAAGAGUGGAUGCAAAAUACAGGUGUUACAGAUAAAGAUUUUGUCUCAUAUGUUAGUAAAUGGUGUGAGCUAGGGGCUUGCCUUGUAGGUGGAUGCUGUAGAACGACUCCUGUUACCGUUAGAGGGAUAUACAACACACUAUACAGCAAUCAAUCUGCUAUUCUUUCCACACAGUGAUUGCCCUGAAUUCAGAAAGGAGGCAAAUGUGUAAAACCAGUCUAAUUUAUAUGUCAAAAAUGCCUGCAACGGGCCAUGUUGCCACUUUGUGCUGAGAUGUGAAGAUUAAUAUGGCCUAGCUGCACUAAUAAAAUGGUGGCAACAUUUCCUUUUCAACAUCACGCACAUCAAUAUAUUGAAAGAGAACGGGUAUACUUUUUUUGGUUUGAUUCACUUAAAGCUCACAGUGAUAGCGUGUCUGAAUGAGUGUUGAUAAAUUUUUGUGGCUAAUUAGUAAGAUAUUCCAAAUGCUUGAUUGGUUACUGUAACUUAUAACAUCAUUUACCCUUGGAGCUAGUGACCUGAGAAUCUCAGUUUGUGCACAUUACAUUGAACUAGAAGGAAAAGAUGUUUGUGUUUUCAUUUUAUUUUGAAUCAAUUUUGGAAAAAAAUUGCCAUUAAUUA
Messenger RNA from Medicago truncatula (barrel medic), 1519 nucleotides. RefSeq names its product selenocysteine methyltransferase. The transcript has 7 exons. The record is from RefSeq and is a predicted model, not a curated record. Gene Ontology annotation, molecular function: zinc ion binding; S-adenosylmethionine-homocysteine S-methyltransferase activity. Lineage: Eukaryota; Viridiplantae; Streptophyta; Magnoliopsida; Fabales; Fabaceae. Gene Ontology annotation, biological process: S-methylmethionine cycle. Bases 53 to 1075 code for a protein of 340 amino acids.